Molecule: messenger RNA, 2566 nt
Organism: Macrobrachium nipponense
Lineage: Eukaryota; Metazoa; Arthropoda; Malacostraca; Decapoda; Palaemonidae
Product: zinc finger and BTB domain-containing protein 24-like
Exons: 6
Coding region: 321-1289 (322 amino acids)
Biological process (GO): regulation of transcription by RNA polymerase II
Cellular component (GO): chromatin; transcription regulator complex; PcG protein complex
Molecular function (GO): RNA polymerase II cis-regulatory region sequence-specific DNA binding; DNA-binding transcription factor activity, RNA polymerase II-specific
Source: RefSeq, a predicted model, not a curated record
UGGCUAGUUUACUCGCUCGGUCUUGACAUAUUAUUAGUGUUUUUAGUGUCCGAUUUUCUCCUCAAAAUUAAAUGGAUGCCGAUAUUUACCUGCAAGAUGGCCAUAAUUUGGAUUAUGUGUUUAAAGAAUAGCGGCUUCACGGAUCUGUUGGUGGGUAAAUAGGGAUUUACUUAUUUAAGGAGAGGUUGGAUGCAGGCGAAGAGGUCACCAAGGGAAUCAAACGAGCCGAUACGCCGCGUUCAUGAUCGUUUGACGCACUGAUAGGACAAUCACGUAGCUUAUCUCCGGAAUAGUACAGGCAAGCCAAAUCAUUGUACAAGAUGGCUCAGAGUGGUGAAAAGUAUUACAAGUGUCCUGUAUGCUUGAAGGAAUUUUUCAAGUCGCAUACGAUGAAAAUUCACUUGCGCGUUCAUACUGGAGAGAAGCCUUUCCAGUGCAACUAUUGUCCGAAAGCUUUCACAACCAGUGGGAAUCUAAGCGAUCACCUCCGAGUCCACAGUACAGUUCGCAUGUUCAAGUGCAAGAUUUGCGGUGCAAAGUUUAAACGUAAUGCUACCCUGAAGAGACACUACGAAAUGCAUGCCAAAUACAAGCGAGAGAAGCAAGACAAUACUGACUCUGUUGCUACAGGAAAUUCAGAAGGGUUAUUGCAUACUGAACUUGUGAACCAACCAGUCUACUUCCCAAGGUUUGAUAGAAGCUCAGAACUCAUUGUGUCCGAGCAAGGUGAAGAAACCGUUCAGACGGAAAUUGUUCAUCAUCCGAGUCAUGUACAGUUUGAUGACAUGCCAGAUCAGAGAUCUCCCACAAUAGAGCUGAUUUUUCCACCUGUUCUUGGGAGGGAAGAUCAAGGAAGUGUAGUUUUCAGAGGUAUUGAAAUUAAAGAAGAGAAUCUCGAUGCCUUUCAUGAUGCCACAGUCUUAGAGCUCACAGAGGAAAUCGAAGACAUAGACGGUGCACAGGUUAAAGUCUACAGUUUUGCAUCAACUCACAGUCAACUUUCCAGACAUUCUGUGCAACAAGAUGAAGAGACUAGAGAGACAAGUCUACCUCAUAUGGACAGUAUUCCAGAGAACAAAGCCAGCAUUUUCAGACCUGAUGAGUCAGCCAGAAGUGGGGAAGUCUGUGACAUUCAGUCAGAAGUGGGUUACGUUCAGUCAGACUUAGCAAAAAGGUACGGCUCGCAUGUAACAAAAAUGCUGAAAUUGAUUCAGCCUGAAGACAAGCAGGUAGAGUUGAUAAAAGAAUUGAAUCAAGCAAUACAUGAAUUCCUUAUAGACAAUCGCUGAUAUAAAGGGAGAGGUAUUUUAAGUGCCAGAGAGAUGGACACAUGAUAUUUUUAUCUGUGGGUGUUGGCCAUAAUGCAGAUAAAUUUUGCUAAGAGUAGUACGCAAAUUUGAGAUUCACUGUGGGCUUGUUGCUAAUGUUUACUGGUAAUUGUCAUGUCUGAGUUCUACUUUAGUCAUUGGUUGUAAUUUUACUGUUGGUACCAAUUCUGUGUUAAUCUGACAUCCUUCUUAUGAUUGUUGAAUGUCUUUUCCAAUACUGUAAAAAAUUUUAUUUUUGGUAUCAUCACUCCUUUACUAAUUUUGAUAGCACAAACAGGACCAUGGUUUUGUGAAGUUAAGUAAAAAGUUAGUGUUACUGGUACUUGUGAACAUUCUUUAAUUAUUUGGGUUUUCUCUGUAUGAAUAAAAUGUAUUUUGAUACUUUGUAAACUUAACCAUAAACAGUAGAGUACUGCUGUAUAUCUGGUCACUUUGGUGAGAACCUUUUAAGAGGGAUGAGUUCCUUCAUAUCUUUUGACAGAUGUGACAAAGUUUAUUUGGUCCAUAUUGCUAUUUAUUUUUAUAUGAGUCUAGUCUUUGACUUUCUAUUGCUGAUGUAUUGUUACUUAUCAUACAGUGUUUUGGUCACAUUUGUAUGUCCAUUAUGCGGGUUCUAACUACAGCUCCUCCAGCGCCUCAGCAGCGUGGUUGGUAUGGUGUUAGCGUCCCACCUCGGUGGUCGUGGGUUCGAUUCUCGGCCAUUCCAUUGAGGAGUGAGAAAUGUGUAUUUCUGGUGAUAAAAGUUCACUCUCGACGUGGUCGGAAGUCACAUAAAGCCGUUGGUCCCGUUGCUGAAUAACCACCGGUUCCAUGCAAUGUAAAAGCACCAUACAAACAAUAACUACAACUCCAGUUUGACAGUAAAUUUGAGUGUAGGAAAAAGUCCCUCUGCCUUUUUAAAAGAGUUGUGGAAACUAUAAGACCUCUUGGGUUGUGGGUUUGAGUUAUAAUGGGUCUUAUUAAGGCUAAAAAAAUCAAUGGGGAUUGAAGGUGAAAUUGAUAGAUAAACAAAUGCUUGGAGUUGAAGUGAUAAGAUGGCACUAUUUUUUUAUUGUUACUCAUUUGAAAUCCUCUGCUGACAGCCUGUAAAGAUAUAUGAGUAUUUAUUUCAGUGAAAGGUUGAAGCUUGUAAGUGCAUGGAAGAAAAAUUGAUUUGUAAUCUUGAAUCGGAUGUGAUUUCGUCGAUCAUCUAUAUUAUACAUAUUUUAAGAUAUUCAUAAAAUAAAUUUAUUUUUGUA